AAUCAGCAAAGGCACAAAUAGCAUAAAUAUAAAUAAUAAAAACUCAAGGGAGGGGGAGAUUUUGGCCAACUGAGGAUGGACCGGAGUGCCCCACUUGAAGCCUCUUUCCAUAGGAGGAACUGAAUAACAGCUCCAUCUUCUGCUCAGUGCUGUGCACCUAUUUACAUCCUCUCUGUCUUUUGUUUAUCUUUUACACACAGAUCCAGCUACUUGGGAAUUGGAGCUUAGGUUUUGAUCUUAUGCCAUUCUGAGGUCAAUCUGUCGAAAUAUAUGCCCAGCAAACUUCACAUGGCGGUCAUUUUUCAAACUCCACCAACUUCAGCCUGAAGCUUCUUUUAAUCUUUUUGACUGUGACUGCUGUGUUGUCAUGUGAACAACAAUCAACUAUUUUGACUUGAAAAUUUUGCAUUCUUACUUAUUGGAAGAACCCUAAAGUAGAGUUCUUGUCUGAUUUCCCAUUAUUUCACGGGUUAAACUUUUCGUAUGGCUGUUGCCAAGAGCGACAGGUACACUGAGCAAUCAUGUUAUUCGCACAUUUGUUAUAGAGUAGCAAGUUUGAGGGAAACUAUUUUGGAUGCGAACCAGACUGCAAAUUUGAAUGAUCAAUAUGUUAUUGGAAAACAGUUGGGGUUGGGGCAGUUUGGCAUAAUCAGGGAAUGCAUGGAUAAGUUAACUGGGAAGGUUCUAGCGUGCAAAUCUAUUGCUAAAGAUAGGUUAAUCACUCGAGAAGAUGUUCGCAGCAUCAAGCUUGAGAUUGAAAUAAUGACUAGGCUUUCUGGGCACCCUAAUGUCGUUGAUCUCAAGGCCGUUUAUGAGGAGGAAGAUUAUGUGCAUCUACUGAUGGAACUUUGUGCUGGAGGUGAGCUGUUCAGCCUGUUGGAAAAGCAUGGGAGGUUCUCUGAGCCCAAGGCCCGUACUCUUUUCAGGCACCUGAUGCAAGUGGUGAUGUACUGUCACGAUAAGGGUGUUGUUCAUAGAGAUUUAAAGCCCGAAAACAUCCUUCUAGCCACAAGUUCUUCUUCUUCUCCAAUUAAAUUGGCAGAUUUCGGUCUUGCAACCUACAUCAAUCCUGGACAAAAUUUGCAUGGCACUGUUGGCAGUCCAUUUUAUAUAGCUCCAGAGGUCCUGUCAGGAGGGUAUGAUCAGGCAGCUGAUGUCUGGAGUGCUGGUGUGAUACUUUACAUUCUUCUCAGUGGGAUACCGCCGUUCUGGGGGAAGACUAAGUCGCGAAUUUUUGAGGCUGUUAGGACUGCUGAAUUGCGAUUUCCGUCUAAUCCCUGGGAUUCUAUAUCUUACUCUGCGAAGGAAUUGAUUAAGGGAAUGCUUUUUGUAGAUGCUUCUAAAAGGCUAACAGCUCAACAAGUUCUGGACCACUUAUGGGUAAGAGAAGAUGUGCAGCUUUCCGUUGAACCUCAUGAAUGUAAGCAAAAUUGUGGAUUGGAUCCAGACAAAGGUUGUUUUUCUCCCUCGCUAAUGCCCAGGAAUCAGGAUCUCAGUUUUGGAACUGAAUCGCCUUCUAUGGGUGAAAUCCUGUCGCCUUCUUUCACAUGCAGAUCGUCAUUCUCCUCUUUCCUGAUGGACCCAUUGACACCUUCAUUUCAACCUGGUGGAUUUUCUUUCUGUAGUAGUGGCGGAUCAAACACACUAGAAUUUUCUACUCCUGUCGUCGCACUGCCAAGCUUUUCGUUCUUCAGCCCAGGUAAUGUGGUUGAACAAGGGAACGGGGCUUUGGCUCUUGGCAUGAACCCCUCCAGAGUCAACUUGGUCGAGAGAGAUUCUGAUUUGGGGAAGUUUUUUAAACCCCCAGAUUCUUCUCAAUGCUUGGAGCGUGCAGCUGGUGUGAUGGACAAAAAGGAAGUUGAGGUUAGAAAAUGCGGGUCUGGCAAGUCUAAACUAUCUGGUAUCCAUAGCAGGAGAAACCGCACUAUUGGCCUUGGCGAAUUUGAGCAGCUUGAUCUCAUGGUGACUGAAUCAGUUAUUCGAUGGGCCUCGUGCACUGACCUAUCAACACCAACGUCACUUAGGUCUUCUCUUGUCUGUUAAAGGAUUGAACUCGCAAUUCUAUAUGCUAGCAGCUUGACAAAAUAGGCUAGUAGCCGAUGAGUCUUUGCCAUGUGUAGAGAGUUAGAUGUUUUGCUUAUUCUCAGUCCCUAAUUGUCCUGUGGUUUCCCCGAUUUCCUUCAUCAACAUUAAACUUUCAUGUUUAUUUUGGCGUUGUGUAUCGUUAAAUGACAUGAAUUAGCUUAUUAUGUAUCAAAAGCACGAUUGACUGUGCAUGAAUUACCAGGCAAAGUUGUUUUGAAUGAGGCCUA
Molecule: messenger RNA, 2312 nt
Organism: Olea europaea var. sylvestris
Lineage: Eukaryota; Viridiplantae; Streptophyta; Magnoliopsida; Lamiales; Oleaceae
Product: calcium-dependent protein kinase 26-like
Exons: 5
Coding region: 484-2043 (519 amino acids)
Biological process (GO): intracellular signal transduction; protein autophosphorylation; peptidyl-serine phosphorylation
Cellular component (GO): nucleus; cytoplasm
Molecular function (GO): calmodulin binding; ATP binding; calcium/calmodulin-dependent protein kinase activity
Source: RefSeq, a predicted model, not a curated record